Molecule: messenger RNA, 360 nt
Organism: Alternaria incomplexa
Lineage: Eukaryota; Fungi; Ascomycota; Dothideomycetes; Pleosporales; Pleosporaceae
Exons: 3
Coding region: 1-360 (119 amino acids)
Source: RefSeq, a predicted model, not a curated record
AUGGCUACUAGCAACCAGUCGGCACAAUUCCAGGAGCCUCCUACGGAUGGGCUUCCAGGGGCUACCAGCACCACCUCCCCUUCUGUCGACAGCACCGCACCCUCGCAUGACAACAUCGACUUUCAAUUCCAAGAGCCGAUUGUUCCAGGGACAUCGACGUCCACUUCUACAUCCACUGACGACAAUGAUAACUCGCUCCACAAGACCACGACCGACAAACUGAAGGACGCAGUGAAGAAGCCGUUUGGCAGUUCAGACAACUCCUCCGACCCUCACACGCUAGGCAAGAAGGAGAUCACCAGUCCCGAGAUGGCAGCUGCAAAUGAGGUGCUUGCAGCGAAGGACCUCAAGUCGCCGUAA